Huiozyma naganishii CBS 8797 is the source of this 1785-nucleotide messenger RNA. It is a transcript of the gene NPR2, whose product is annotated as nitrogen permease regulating protein NPR2. Gene Ontology annotation, biological process: negative regulation of TORC1 signaling; positive regulation of autophagy. Bases 1 to 1785 code for a protein of 594 amino acids. Lineage: Eukaryota; Fungi; Ascomycota; Saccharomycetes; Saccharomycetales; Saccharomycetaceae. The record is from RefSeq and is a predicted model, not a curated record. Gene Ontology annotation, molecular function: GTPase activator activity. Gene Ontology annotation, cellular component: vacuolar membrane; GATOR1 complex. The transcript has a single exon.
AUGAUGUCUAAGUUUGAAGGGUUUGUUCCGAUACACACCCUCUUCUACACCAUAUUUCACCCCACAGAGGGCUCAAAGGUGUGUUACCAGUUUCCUCCGGGCAAUUUACAGCAUUAUGACAUCAAUUUCGAUGCGAUAAAGAACUACAUCAUACCGAAACCACAGUUAUGCCAUAGACUGCUAACGAUGAAGUAUGGUAACUAUCGAAUUGUAUCAUACCCAGUAGCGGUCCAAUCGUCGUCCUAUGCAAGAAACUAUUUCCGCUUCAACUUUGUCUUUGUUUUCCCUUACGAGUGCGCUACCUCCCCAUACGAGCCCGCGAUAACCAGGCUAGGUAAAAUGUUUAGGGUUCUUGAAGAACAAAGUCAGGUUCUCUCGAGAGCGGAAAGGGACGACUCCCUUUUCAAAGGAGACAAAUUGCCCUUCGAUAACAACUCAGCGAAGAACCAAGCACCGUUGACUCAUGCACUGAUUUCUAAGACAAAAUCCUUCUCGCCUGACAAAAAAACAGAGGGGGACAUCCAUCUCAUAUCCGUACAAGACUUGAUAAUGCGGAUAUACCAAGACUUAAACAACUACUCUGAAUGUCUCAUUCCAAUCGACGAAGGGAAUGCGAUAGAUAUCAAGAUAUUCCCACUGAUAAAUCCGCCAACUUCCGUGCAUUUAUCCAUAGAAGACGUACCCAUGUUGGUAGUCAAGCUGAAAAAGAUAAUAGACCUAAAUUGGGACCCUACAAUGGUCAGUAUACUGCCGUUCAUAAAUGGGGUUAAUAGUAUAUUGAACAUAGCAAGACUUAGCGACAGUGAUCCAGAACUAGUCAUUGAAUGCAUCAAACAUCUCAUUUAUUACAAAUGCGUUAUAAUAACGGACAUUUUCCAGUUUUCAAACAUUUAUGCGCCGUCAAGCUUGAUAAAUGAGUUCCUGACAGACCCUACCAUGGCUUAUGAUUGCCAAGAAUACGUCACUCUGCCUAAAAGCUCGCGGCUAAUACACAUGCCUUUACAAACAAGUGUUCCCGGUUCAAGGAAUAAUAAACAUAAAAAAUCGAACUCCUUGUCGUCUACUGGUGUUUUGUCUUGGCAAUCCAAUAGUCAAUAUUCCAACAACUCAUCAGAGUUCUAUUCUAUGUCAAACAAAAAAAGGUCUGAGAGCUCACUUUCGAGUGAGGGGACACCGGGGGCGGGGAGGUCAGAUGAUCAUACCAUUUAUUACCCAACCCGGAUGGUACUUUUUGACCUAUACAGAUCCUUAUCGCAAGGAAUCACACUAGAGAAAUGGUACACGACCAACUUUACUACAAUAAGGUCCAACUACAUUGAUGUACGGAAAUUCAUUCAAUUUGGUACCAUAAAAAAGAUCAUCUACCGCGUUCUGUCGUACCCCGUUUUAGAGAAAAGGAGAAAUUCGAUUAUAGCAAAACAGAUGGGUAAAUCUAAGAUGGCAGAGAAAGCUCCACAUUCUAAAAACGCUUUUUUUUCAACAUCAGACAUCAAAUUUGAUGACGGAGACAGGCUUUUCAACUCACUUUACGCAAGAUUCUCAAAGGUUUCAUUUGAAAAGAGAAGGGAGAACGCCAGAGAAAGGAAAUCGUUUGACGCCGUAGGUGGGACAAACGGUGCCGAUAAGGAAACCAUGAUUUUAACCAAGGAAGAAAAACUUCAGCUGUUAGGGGCUCUCGAUAAUCUAGAGUCAUUUGACAAGAUUUGCGUUCAAUUGGGCAGGUCCCGGGUUGAAAUUGCUAAUCUCAUUGCUGAUAUAGGAGAAUAUAGAGUGAUAAACUGUUAA